AUUUUUCCAGACAUUGGAUCACUCGGUUUUUAGGCAUGACGGUGCACUUUUACCUCAUAGUUUCAUAUACGGCAUACAAUUAAAUCAUUGUAAUCAAACAAUCGGAUCGGAAUAAAUAUAAAUGUUGAGCAAAUCAAGGACUGCUCAACAGUUGACCAAUGCAAGGAAUCACGCUGAGAAAGUCGUGUGAACCACAUCUGACAAGAAUAUAUUCUGCUCAUCUUUCACAUCCACACGUUUGGGACAUUUCUCCAGAUCGAUAAUUAGGAGGUGGAUUUCUCUCACUGCGGCUCUAUCGCUACACUUUUUGUUUUUAUCUAAAUAAACAGGAAUCACGGAUUUAAUUCACUUUAAUUCAUACGAGAAGAGGAAGAUCCUGCCUUCUCACUCAUCCAUCUUCAACCUUCAACGCUAUACAGAAUGAAUUCAAAACACCUCGCUAAAGGGUCACAAUGUCCUCCACCACCGGUUGACAAAUUGCGGAUCUAUAACAUGAGAUUUUGCCCUUACGCUCAAAGAUCUGUGUUAGUCGCAAUUGCAAAGAAUAUUCCACACGAGAUUAUCAACUGCAAUUUAGUGGACAAACCGGAAUGGUUAUUCACAAAAAAUCCAGGAGGAAAAGUUCCCGUGUUAGAGGAACCAGACGGAAAGAUUUUGUACGAAAGUCUAAUAGUGUCUGAUUAUCUAGACGAAGUAUAUCCAAAUCGUCCGUUGCAUGCAAAAUGCCCAUAUCAGAAGGCACUGGACAAACUUAUGAUUGAAGAGUUUAACAAGGUUACAACGUUAUUCUACAAAGCUUUGACAAAUUUGAAACCAGAAGGUUCAGCCGCUCUGAAAGACAGCCUGGUAGAAUUCCAGAAAGGACUUUCACCAUUUGAGAAAGAGUUGGAGAAAAGAGGCACAACUUUCUUUGGAGGAAAUGAUGCUCCUGGAAUGCUAGAUUACAUGAUUUGGCCAUGGAUUGAACGCGUCCCAGUCAUGAAGUUAUCCACAGACCCGGAUAUUUUCGAUUUCGAAACUGCGAAGAAGGAUAAUCCCAACUUGGAAUCAUGGCGAAAUGCAAUGAAAGAGGAUGAUGCGGUUAAGCAAUACUAUUUGUCUGCUGAAAACCACCUUAAAUUCAUCAAGAGUUUUCUGGUUGGAAAAGCCGAUUACGAUUUUCUCGUUCAAUGAUAAAUUUUGGAACUUUGAGAUUAUUAUUUGCAUGGCGCUCACGAACCGACAAUAUAAAAAUUGUAAAGACAUUUGAACUAAAAUUAUAAUAAUUGUACAUGUAUAGUAUAAGUAAUUGCGAACUUGAACGACAAUAAAAAUUUGAAUAUCUACGUUAUAAAA
Messenger RNA from Folsomia candida, 1335 nucleotides. Its product is annotated as pyrimidodiazepine synthase. The record is from RefSeq and is a predicted model, not a curated record. Gene Ontology annotation, molecular function: glutathione dehydrogenase (ascorbate) activity; glutathione transferase activity. Gene Ontology annotation, cellular component: cytoplasm. NCBI's taxonomy places the organism in Eukaryota, Metazoa, Arthropoda, Collembola, Entomobryomorpha, Isotomidae. Bases 421 to 1173 code for a protein of 250 amino acids. Gene Ontology annotation, biological process: glutathione metabolic process. The transcript has 9 exons.